AUGAGUUCAGAAGCAGACGAUUGUGAAUAUGAAAAUAACGAUGAUGAAGACAACGAUAAUAAUAUUAGUACCGAUGAAGACGAGGAUGCUGCAUCUGAUAAUGAUGAAAAUGUUGAACGUGUUCAAUCUAUAAAAACAAUUUUUUCUGUAACGCGCAUCAAAGAUAAAAUUAAUCCUGAUUUAGCAAACUCAUAUUUCAAAGUGAAAAUUAAUGAUACGAUGAAAUUCUUACAUAAACAGUCAGCAGUAUGGCUGUUGACCGACAAAAAUGAUCGUCUGCCAACCGAUAGGUUAUCACUAGUUAUGGAAAACAGCAAAAUGGGUGAAAAUAGUAGAGCAGAGCAAUAUUUCCAUAUGUUGCACGAUGACACCUCGCUAGAUCAAAGUGAUCAUGCAUUAGCACAUAAUAACCUCGGAACAGUCUAUGACAAUCAAGGUGAUUAUGAGAAAGCAUUGAAAUCUUAUGAAAAAUCUCUUAAAAUUCGAUUGAUUUCACUUCCACCAAAUCACCCUGAUAUUGCAACAACAUAUAAUAACAUCGGACUGGUUUAUAUGCAUCAAGGUGAUUAUGAGAAAGCAUUGAAAUCUUAUGAAAAAUCUCUUGAAAUCUAUUUGAUUUCACUUCCACCAAAUCACCCUGAUAUUGCAACAACAUAUAAUAACAUCGGAUCAGUUUAUGAUAAUCAAGGUGAUUAUGAGAAAGCAUUGAAAUCUUACGUUUAA
Messenger RNA from Didymodactylos carnosus, 723 nucleotides. The record is from the annotation of a GenBank genome assembly. NCBI's taxonomy places the organism in Eukaryota, Metazoa, Rotifera, Eurotatoria, Philodinida, Philodinidae.